Messenger RNA from Orcinus orca (killer whale), 600 nucleotides. RefSeq names its product sodium/potassium-transporting ATPase subunit alpha-1-like. The record is from RefSeq and is a predicted model, not a curated record. Gene Ontology annotation, molecular function: ATP hydrolysis activity; ATP binding; P-type sodium:potassium-exchanging transporter activity. Gene Ontology annotation, cellular component: membrane. Gene Ontology annotation, biological process: proton transmembrane transport; intracellular potassium ion homeostasis; potassium ion import across plasma membrane. Lineage: Eukaryota; Metazoa; Chordata; Mammalia; Artiodactyla; Delphinidae.
GUUACCAAAGACCAUCCAAUCACAGCCAAAACCAUUGCCGAAGGUGUGGGCAUCCUCUCAGAAGACAAGGAAACCAUAGAAGACAUUUCUGCCUACCUCAUCAUCCCAGUGAGCCAGGUGAACCCAAGAAAUGCCAAUGCCUGCAUGGUACAUGGAAGUGAUCUGAAGGACUUGACUUUCCAGCAGCUGGAUGACAUUUUGAAGUACCAUACUGAGAUUGUGUUUCCCAGGUCCUCUCCUCAACAGAAGCUGAUCGUUCAGGAAGACUGCCAGAGAGAGGGCACUAUCAUGGCUGUAACUGGUGAUGGUGUCAAUGACUCAGCUUUGAAGAAGGUGGACACUGGGGUUGCUAUGGGAAUUGCAGGCUCAGAAGUGUCUAUGUAAGCUACUGACAUGAUUCUCUUGGAUGAGAAUUUUGCCUCAAUUGUGACUGGAGUAGAGGAAGGUCAUCUAAUCUUUGAUAGCUUUAAGAAAUCUAUUGCCUACACCAUAACCAGAACAUUCCAGAUAUUUAUUAUCUGGAACACCCCCUUCCUGAUAUUCAUUAUUACAAACAUUCCACUACCCCUGAGGACCAUCACCAUCCUCUGCAUUAACUAG